This is a messenger RNA of Archocentrus centrarchus (flier cichlid), 881 nucleotides long. It is a transcript of the gene mgst2, whose product is annotated as microsomal glutathione S-transferase 2. The record is from RefSeq and is a predicted model, not a curated record. Gene Ontology annotation, biological process: leukotriene biosynthetic process. Gene Ontology annotation, molecular function: enzyme activator activity; glutathione peroxidase activity; glutathione transferase activity. Lineage: Eukaryota; Metazoa; Chordata; Actinopteri; Cichliformes; Cichlidae. The transcript is spliced from 5 exons. Bases 396 to 818 code for a protein of 140 amino acids. Gene Ontology annotation, cellular component: endoplasmic reticulum; membrane; nuclear envelope.
ACUAAAUACAACAACCUUGCUGGCAGCGAAAGGCUGAUACCGCACAUGCCGCCCUCGUGAGCCUGUCAGGCGGAUUCCCUGGUCAAAUAGAGGCCCUGGCGCUCCGAGCUAAGGAGCGGGCCCACCGACACGUUCAGUUACGGAGAUUUGCUUAAGGAGACUCGACACCAGAAAGCCAAAGAGCUGAGAAUACGCACCCCACUGAGCAAAUUUACCGAGUAUUACUGGUGGAUUUCACAGACAGCCCUUCUCACCCACGGAAGGGAUUUUGCAGCAGAGUUACACAACUUGCUGUGGGAUGUGCCAAAGUCCUUUUGACCCAGGAAGUACCUCCUUUUUGUGAUGUAAAGCUGACUUUGUGUUGGGUGCAAACUGUGAGGUUUUCUAACAGAGCGAUGGAAACCGACUCGCCUUUUUUGCUGGCUGCUGUGUCCCUUCUGUCUGCCCUUCAUAUGGGCUACCUGGCUCGGUUGGUUGGAAGGUCCAGGAUGACCCACAAUAUCAUGCCUCCUGUUGUCAGCGGACCUCCAGAAUUUGAGAGGACUUUCCGUGCACAUCAGAACUGUGUGGAGUUCUACCCUCUGUUCCUGGUGUCGCUGUGGACCUGCGGCAUGUUCUUCAGCGAGGUGGCUGCAGCUACAGCAGGGCUGGUGUACAUGGUCGCCCGACAGAUGUAUUUCAAUGGAUAUGUCACAUCCGCCAAAAAAAGGUUACCUGGUUUUAUCCUGGCUUUGGUUGUCCUUGGCAUUCUGUCUCUGCUGGGUUGGAUCGGAGUACUGCGUGGAAUACUAUACAAGUACUUUCACAUCCAGCUUUGAAAAAGUUCAUCAAACUGUGCAGACCAACCGAUAAAGAAAUAAAAGAUAUAAGUGACCAACUUA